AUGACCACUCGGGGCUCUGACACCAGGCUACCUGGAUGUUAUAAAAAGGGUGGUUGGAGAAUUAAGGGGAGCUUCUUUUUGUUGGUCUAUCAGAUCCAUGGACUCGUGUUUAACAGAAAACUGCUGGGGUGCGUGCGUUUCGAUGUCGCCACGGUGUGGAAACAACCAGAUCAUCAGUUUUACCACAAGUGGGCAGUACUGCUGGAUCGGAACUCUAAGAAUAAUGAUGUAAGAGGUUUCCUUAAAUGUGACGUCACCGUCAUCGGGGAAGGUGAGACAGUCAAGGUGCAAGAAUCCGACGCAAAUAAGGAUGAAGAUGAUAUUGAGGGCAAUUUGCUGAUGCCUGAUGGAGUGACGCCGGAAAGGCAGAGAGCGCGCUAUACGAUGCGUGUGUAUCGAGCCGACAUCGUCAGCCCCACAACCAACAAUGCAAGUUCGCUCUGUCGUUCUGCGGAUCACAUUAAUCCUUUCGUCCAGAUAUCAUUCGCGGGGCUCAAGGGUGAAACAACCAAGAAGAAGAAUGACAAAGCGCCGAUAUGGAACGAGGAGCUGCUAUUCUACGAUUCGUACCCACCGCUGUGGCAGAGAAUCAGGCUGCAGUUACGGAACUCUGAGAGAGUUGGUUCCAGCCUCAUCGCCGCGCACGUGCUGGACCUGUCCACCAUCUCCUCACUAGAUUUCCUGCCAACGUUUGGCCCCGCAUUCGUUAACUUGUACGACUCUGCAGAUACGGGCACAAUGUGUUCAGCCCUGAGUCCAGCGUCGCCGGAGAAUGGACAGGCAUACAGAGGGCGCUUGCUGCUAGCAGUUCGCACAGAGACUUUAGACAGCUGUGCGACGUCGUCCCACAUGGAGCCCGCAAAGCGUCGGGUCAUACGCGAGGCCGCAGAACCCCUCAAUGAAGGAGAAUGCUGGAAGAUGGAAGAAAUACUGCUUGUAGGAGUAGUAUGGGAUAUAUCCAUGUUGAAACCUGAGUUGAAGCGCAAGCAAGUUUCUGUUGAGAUCAGCUUUGGAGACAUGACACAAGCAGGACAGCAGAACGUUGCCGAGGCAGCUCCAGAUGGCAUAUCAAGGCAGACGAAUGGUGAGACGGAACCCAAUAUUCGAAGCGCCACAAUGCCUCGACAACCCGUCAAGGAUGGCAGUGCUUCCUAUAGUUCAGUGUCAUAUGGCAGCAAGAAACCGUGUCUCUUUACAUCCUCGUGGUGGCCAGCUGUCAGGCAUCGCUUGUACCAUUCCAAUCUACUGGCCCAUCUUGCACACGAGCUUGAAACCGUGAUUGCACGUCCACCAACGUGGAUAAGCGAGGAUGAGACGGAGACACUUCUGAGAGAUGCCUUAUCUAAACUGAGAAUCCGAUGUGCAGAUUACUUGAGUAUCACUCCGAAGCAAAUCUACCAGGAGAAUAAUAGCACUAACUUGGACAAAAUGCGGAUAGAUUUCUGCCGCAAAGAAGUGCCACAACAUUCACUUCCGGAUGUAUUCGUGUCGCUUGUGGCCGACAAGGAGCGUCUUGCAGUUUGCCGUAUACCAGCACGACAUCUUAUAUUCUCCACCGAGCUCGACAAGCGUGGAAUACACUGCGGCCGUCUGCAGUCCAUUAUUAUGAAGGGUCCAGAGAAGAAAGAGAAUUCUCCAGAGGUGAUAACGGCUAAUCUUGACAUUGCAUUGUGGCUGGGACCAUCAAAACAUAGGAACCUCUGUUUCGACUCGCUGCCCACAGGCUAUGAACCUGUGGAAGGCUUCGGAUCUCACCCCAGUGAGCUUGCGCCCGUACCUACUUUUAUUCGCUACGCGGAGAAACAUGUCUUCGAAUGCCGUGCUUUCAUUUACCAAGGUUGGCUUAAACAGGGAUCUGACAAAACAGCGCUGUGCGAUUCUUUUGUGAGAAUAGUCCUGGGUUCCCAGAACAAGGAUACUAAGGUUGUGCCGGCGAAGCUAGACCCUACGUGGGACGAGACACUAGUGUUCUGGGACGUGAUUCUCUAUGGUUCUCGUGAUUACAUCAAGUUGCAUCCUCCCACCAUUAUGAUAGAAGUGCUGGACAAGGACGUGAUUAAGAAGGAACUGGUCGGCCGUGCCACCGCUUCACCGCAGGUCAAGCUGUUGGAGGAAUCAUACAGCCCACCUCGUCUCCAGCGGUACAGUUUGUUCAAUGGCGACGAAUUCACGGGGGAAAUGUUAGCAGCAUUCCACCUACUUGAGUUAUCUGGAGACGCAUCACAGAUAGACAUGCCAGAGCAGAUGAUGCAGGACCCUGUGACUAGAGUGCCGCCAGAAAUUACACCCAAAAUGAUGGCAUAUAGAAUUGAGGUACUCUUUUGGGGAAUACGGGAAGUGAAGCACUGUCAUUUGUUUUCCAAAAUGAAGCCGCGAGUGGUUAUGGAGUGCGGAGGAGUUGAUCUGAAAUCCACUGUGAUACAAAACAUGAAAGAGACUCCGAACUUUGAGAACCCUGUACUUCAAGUAGACACGAUGAUACCGGAGGAAAGAAUGUACUGUCCAUGCAUUACGUUCACAGUUUACAAUGACGCUUGUUUCCGUUCGUACUUCGGCACUCACGUCCAGCCAACCGUCGCUCGUUUCCUGGUGGAACCGGAAACCCAGGAGCAGUGGGCGGCCAAAAUGCAAACCGUCAUCUUACCACGGAGAAGGACAAAUUGUACCUAUGUUGAAAUGAUUUGUGACGAAACCAGCACGUCAAUGUACGACGAAGAGGACACACCAUUAUUGGCCCCCAGAAAGAAGAAGUGGCCUCUUGCUACGGUUUCUGCAUUCCUUACAUUUCGAAGAAACCCCGAGAAGGAAGAGUCAAACAAUGAGACGGCUACAGCAGUAAGAACAAAGAGUGUUACCGACAAUGAAGAAAUUGACUGGUGGACAAAAUACUAUUCUUCUAAGCAGGGAAUGGCCGACGCUUCUGUAUACCAGAAAUCAGAAGUCGAAGAUGACGAAGAAGCUGACGUAACAUUACUCGGAGAUGAAAGCAGAAGCAAGAGAUAUUUGAAACGCAGGAAGCCUAAAAUUAGGAUUUAUCCAAAUGAACUGGAAGCACAACCCGAUUUCAACGGUUUCAACGACACGCUGCAAACCUUCGAUAUUUUUAAAGGAAAGAGGACUGGAGACGAACUUCUUGAUAGAGAAAACAUCGUUGCACAGUUAAAAGGAACAGCAAAAGUGUACCGAUGGCCUCCUCCCCAAGGAACUGUGUUCGUGACCGAGAAUGGCUUGAAUGUGGCACAAGGAGGAUUGCUACAAGAUAUGCCGUCGAAUGCUCCUGUAAAACUUUCAGUUCGGGUGUACGUGGUUCGGGCUUUUGGACUCUGCUCGCGAGAUCUUAAUGGGAAAUCAGACCCAUACCUCAUGAUCAAGCUCGGCUCUCGUAGCAUCAGCGACAAGGUCAAUUACUUCCCGCGACAACUGGAUCCUACAUUCGGCAGAUGCUUCGAACUGGAGGCGAUACUGCCAAGAGACAACACGUUGACAGUGUGCGUUAUGGAUUUCGACAUUGCUGGACUUGAUGAUAUCGUAGGUGAAACCAGCAUUAAUCUGGAAAAUAGAUACUACAGCAGACAUAGGGCCACGUGUGGACUGGCCUCCAGCUACGAAGUGGCUGGAUACAACAGAUGGAGAGAUGUUUCAAAACCAUCACAUAUAUUGCAAAAUUUGUGCAGGAAGUGUAACAUUAGUGGUCCAAAAUAUAUCGGGGGCCACAUUGUUUUGGGGGACUGUGAUGAAGUUAAACUGCAAGAACUGCGUGAAAAUUCGAGAGAGUCUGAGGACGAAGGUUUGAACCAAGAGGAACUGGCGCUGUACGCGUUGCGACGAUGGCACAAAGUAUGCCGCGGAGGCUAUCGCCUGGUGCCAGAACACGUAGAGACGAGGUCUCUGUUCCAUCCGAAGAAGCCUGGAAUCGAACAAGGGAAGCUGGAAAUGUGGGUGGACAUGUUCCCGAUGGGAGAAGUGCCUCUGCCUCCUCCAGUUGACAUAACCCCCCCACCACCGCAGGAGUACGAAUUGCGGGUCAUCAUCUGGAACACAGAAGACGUAAUAUUGCAGGAUGACAGCUUCUUAAUAGGAGAGAAAAUGUCUGAUAUUUUCGUAAAAGGGUGGCUGGUUGGUGACGACGUCCAGACGACUGACGUCCACUACAGGUCGCUGACUGGAGAAGGCAACUUCAACUGGCGCUUCAUAUUUCGGUUCAAUUACCAUGCACCAGAGAACAAGAUUAUCAUAGUUAAGAAGGAUUCACUUUUCCUCAGGAAGUUAACUGAACAUAAGAUUCCAUGCCGCUUGCAUCUUCAGAUCUGGGACAACGACUUCAUAAGGAAUGACCUUCUGGGGUCUCUGACAUUUGAUCUGGCCAAGAUGCCUCGAGGGGCACGAUCUUGCCGUAGCUGCGGCCUUAAUAUCGUAUCAAAACACGCACCUAGAAUCAGUCUUUUCAAGAUGUCUCGCUUCAAAGGCUGGUGGCCCUUCCAGAAUGUACCACCCGAUGGUCUUCAACCCAAACUGACAGGCAAACUGGAGGCAGAGUUCACACUCUUGACAAAGGAGGAAGCAGAGAGAAAGCCAGCCGGUUUUGGGCGUAAUGGCCCGGAUCCUCUCAGCCUGCCAAAACGACCGGAAACUUCUUUCCUGUGGCUAAUGAAUCCAGUGCGAUCCUUCAAACAUAUAAUAUUGCCCCAUUUCAAAGGUGUAUUUUUAAUAAGUGUGAUCUCUAUCAUAAUCUUCGUAGGUUUGUUUUUAUUAAUACGUUAUUUAAUCAAUAAGUUCACUAUUUAGAAAUAGAAACGUUGUCAAGAUAUUGUUCUGUGCCUUUUUGAAAAUUGGGUACAUCAUGUUUUGCCAGCUACAUGACGGCAGCCCUUACGACUGACGUUGGCUAUUUUCCGGCUGUUAGGCUGGAGCCACACGAGCGCACAAAAUGCGUCCGUUGUAACGAACGUCGUGCCGUCCGU
Molecule: messenger RNA, 4961 nt
Organism: Cryptotermes secundus
Lineage: Eukaryota; Metazoa; Arthropoda; Insecta; Blattodea; Kalotermitidae
Product: otoferlin
Exons: 30
Coding region: 1-4785 (1594 amino acids)
Biological process (GO): plasma membrane organization
Cellular component (GO): membrane
Source: RefSeq, a predicted model, not a curated record